GGACGCAUGACGAUGUAAAUAGCGUGAGCAUUUCUUGCUAACGCGUAUUCCUUGCUCCGUCCAAUGAGAGUUAAAAAAACGUUAAAAAAAGAAUCAGCUGUCAAACUUCGUGGAGCUCCGAUUGAUUCGGGUGAAUUUAUUGUUACGUCUAAUAUUAUGAAAUAAAGUAUGUAAUAUAAUUUAAAAGGCGCUUACUAUCGCUUGCUAUUAAACUGAAGUUGACAUGGAUCAGGUUAACACGGAAGAGUUGAUCUCGAAAUUAAUUUCCGGCACGUAUGAAGAAUUCUGUAAAAAUAUUGUUGUGUUUCUAGAGAUUUAUGAUAAAAAGACGAAUUUUGAAGAGUUGGAUAGUACCUGUUUACGAGAGAAACUAUGGAAGAGAUUAUUUUAUUAUCUAACAGAUUACGUUCAUGUAGACCAGCAUCAUCAUUGUUUAGCUGCUUUGAGGAUACUUAGUACAAAAUGUAUGAUAGAAUCUCUAUGCAUUUACAUCUCUGUUUUAUAUUAAAUGAUAUACAUAUAUAUAAAUACAUGAAUGCUUUUGAUUGCAGUUACGAUAGAAUCACUGAAGUUGCUGUGUAACUUAUUAUUUAAUAGUGUAAAAGUGCAACAGUCGCAAGUAUUAAUCUCUUCUUUACCUUAUCUCAUCGAUCGAAUUAAAAAUUAUACGACACACGAUCCCUAUGAUGUCAAAUUAUUUGACAUGAGAAUAUUGUUUUUACUCACUGCACUAAAUACAUCUACAAGAGACAUAAUCAAAACUGAUUUAUAUGGUGAUGUAUAUCUUAUUAAAAUAAUAGAGGAAUUUGCAGCUAAAAAUCAAAAUAGCGAGGUAACUGUAAAUAAGACAGAAGAGAUAACAAUAGUCUGUGAAGUUUUAAAAGUUCUAUUUAAUUUAUAUAUACAUUCCGAUGAUAUCGCAGUUGAGGAUCAAGAAAAAUAUAAGAAUUUGGUGUUAAUUUUGUAUAAGUUGUUAACUCUUAAAUAUUCAGUGCAACAAAAUGACCUUGAAAGCCAUAUCGUCAAUUUGUUGACUGUGAUACCAUUUAGCUGUUAUACAUCAAUUAUACAAGCUGUUAAUAGCAAAGAUUGCAAAGAUGUAUACCAAAACAUGAAUAUGAGCGCUAUAUGCGUUUUACUUAGAUUUUUAGAUAAAAGAUUAGAAUGUAAAACACAUUUACUAGAAAAUUUCUCUCCAAUAAUUACUGCAUUGGUUAGACUCGUCAAAUCAGAGAGGCUUGUUCGCAAAUACGUAAGACUGCAGAUUUUACCUCCAUUAAAGGAUGUGAUGAAUCGCCCUGAAGAAGGGACGACAUUAAGGGCUAAGUUAUGCAAGUUACUAACAUCACCUAUCACAGAAUUACGUGAUCUAGUUGCAGAACUUUUAUUUGUUCUUUGUAAAGAAAAUGUUAGCCGUAUGGUGAAAUAUACAGGAUAUGGAAAUGCGGCUGGAAUGUUUGCCAAUAAAGGAUUAUUAGGGCGUAGCCAAGCGGAAACGGCUUAUUCUUCUGAAUCGGAAGAUAGCGAAACGGAAGAAUAUCAAAAAUAUAAAGAACGAAUAAACCCAGUAACUGGAUGUUUCGAGCAUUCCAAACCAAAUCCGCUUGAAGGCAUGACAGAGGAACAAAAGGAAUACGAAGCUUUAAAAUUAGUAAAUCUGGUUGAUAAAUUAACAAAGGAAGGAGUCGUGCGUCCUUGCCGCAUUGGCGAUGAUGGGAAACCAGAACCGAUAGAACACGUUCUUGAGUUGCAGAACGAAUUACCAAAACAACAGUAUGGCAGAAAGGACUCAGACUCCGAAUAAAUGUUAUAUAUCUCCAAAAUAGAGGACAAUCUGUAUAUGUAUAGGUGUAUCUGUCCGAAUAAAGAUAUUCAAGUCGAAAAUUUGUUGUGUUCUGUCGUUAGGCCCGCACUAAAUUAGUCGCUUCUAUUAGAUAAAUAUCAGUAACACAAUUGCUUACGUAAAAUAUAUGAUUAUGAAUAUGCGAAUAUCGUAUAAAAAAACGUCGUUUUCUCAUACAUGAAAUUGCGUCCGAGGUGAUUACAGUGAAUAAAAAGAAUUUGAUAUUUAGUUGAUUACUUUAUUGAAAAAGAGAACAAAGAACAACAUUACAAAUUAAACAAUUGGCAGGAAAUAAAAAAUAUAUAACAGUUUCCAAAAUCACAUGAAAUAUUUAAACAUUACAAUUUUGGUAAAAUGUGUUAUGUGCUUUGUGAGCAUCACAAUAUAUUAUUAUUGCAUUGCAGCCUAUGCGCAGACAAGAAUGUAUACUUCUACACGUUUCAAAUAACUGCAUAGUGAUAUCAUUUGAGAAUAUCUUAGUAUAGGACAGUACAUAUGAAUUGACAGGUAAUGGCAAAUUGAGUUGAUAUGAUGAAGCAAUGUACGAUCAACAAAGAACAUUUAUUUUCUUUUUUAAGGCUAAAUUUGUCCAUCCUAUAAUAAAAU
Molecule: messenger RNA, 2449 nt
Organism: Trachymyrmex cornetzi
Lineage: Eukaryota; Metazoa; Arthropoda; Insecta; Hymenoptera; Formicidae
Gene: ric8a
Product: ric8 guanine nucleotide exchange factor A
Exons: 9
Biological process (GO): G protein-coupled receptor signaling pathway
Cellular component (GO): cytoplasm
Molecular function (GO): G-protein alpha-subunit binding; guanyl-nucleotide exchange factor activity
Source: RefSeq, a predicted model, not a curated record